AAUUUUGAAUGAAUCGUACUGGAUCUACGCUUUUGAUGAGAAGCGUGUCACUUUCUCAACGAGCGUCUCAAAAUCUAACCGUUUGAUCAAAAUAUUUUUGACGGUCAUCGUCUCGCCGACAGCUUUGGAAAAGUCGCCGGAGAAAUUAACUGCUCCCGUGAGCAUCUCCGCCUGGGAAUUUGGUUCGAUUCUGAUCUUUUUAGUUGCUUUAUCUUCUGUUGCUGGAGGAAUCGUAGGUCAGCGAUGACAUUGAUCUUUGGAAUCGGCUUAAGAAAAUUAAUGAAACUAGGAUUGAUUUAGGUUAAGUUACUAUCUGAAGAUUGUACUCUCUGUAGAGAGAUGAUUCAGCAACACGAAAGCAAAAGCUACAAGUCUACAUCAGUGGAGGAGAAUAUUCCAAUGGAAGAUAGUAAAGCUGGUGAAGGUAUUAGAGCUCAAUGGCUAAAGUGCCUUGUCAUGGGGUCCCCUGGAGUAUUAGAAUAUGAGGCAUGAUUGAUUGUUUCUGAGUUCACUUCAAUUUUUCAAGAGAGUUUCUGAGAACCUAGCUAUCAGUAUCUAUCUAUCAUGAGAGAAAUAGGAGAAGAGAAAGUGGCGUGGAUAUACUUUACCAGAGAUGUUGUGCCGUUUGCUGCUAUGUUUGCUGUGGAGUGUACAACGGUUGGGUCGAACACACUGUACAAGGCUGCAACUUUAAGAGGAUUGAACUUCUAUGUCUUUGUCUUCUACUCUUAUGUUGUUUCAACAACUCUCCUUCUUCCACUUUCCUUUGUCUUUGGAAGAUCAAGAAGCUUACCUUCUGCCAAGUCUCCUCUCUUUUUCAAGAUUUUCUUACUUGGUCUUAUCGGGUUCAUGUCGCAGAUCGUUGGUUGUAAAGGUAUUGUAUAUAGCUCCCCAACUCUUGCCUCUGCUAUCAGCAAUCUGACACCAGCGUUUACAUUCACACUCGCCGUUAUCUUCAGGAUGGAACGAGUAAUGUUAAGUAGCUCUGCUACUCAGGCUAAAAUCAUUGGUGCAAUACUAUCUAUAUCUGGUGCUUUGGUCAUUGUGCUUUAUAAAGGCCCAAAAGUUCUCGCUGUUGCAUCUUCUACACCUUCAUCACUUACCAUUUCGUCUCACCAGCAUUUGACCUCAGUAGAUUCUAGCUGGAUACUCGGAGGACUCCUGCUUGCUUCACAGUAUUUUCUUAUAUCAGUCUGGUAUAUUAUACAGACUCGGGUCAUGGAGGUAUACCCUGAAGAAAUAACGGUAGUCUUCUUCUACAACUUAUUUGCAACACUAAUCUCAGCACCAGUAUGUCUAUUUGCGGAAAGUAACUUGACUUCUUGGGUACUUAAACCGGAUAUUACCCUCACUGCAAUCAUAUACUCGGGAGUCUUCGUUUCAUUAUUCAGCGCGCUUACCCACACAUGGGGUCUGCAUUUGAAGGGUCCAGUAUACAUAUCCUUGUUCCGGCCAUUGUCUAUUGCGAUUGCAGUCGCCAUGGGUGCUAUAUUCCUCGGCGAUUCACUUCACCUUGGGAGUAUCAUUGGAUCAAUAAUAUUGUGCUUUGGAUUCUACACCGUAAUUUGGGGCAAAGCAAGAGAGGAUACAAUCAAAACUAUAGCUGGUUCUGAGCAGUCACCUUUGCUGAUUACACACAUCAUAGAAGAUGAAGCCUUUCCAUUAAGAUAGGAUUGGUGCAAGUGUAAUGCUUAUACCAUAGUAAAUAUGGAUCCGUAAAAAUGUUGGUCCUCUAUGUUUAUAACUUCUAUAGAUGUCAGUAUAAGAUAUAUCUGUUCUUUUUCUUGUGUUAAUGAAUAUAUAUGUUUUCGUCUG
Messenger RNA from Camelina sativa (false flax), 1815 nucleotides. Its product is annotated as WAT1-related protein At5g40240-like. The record is from RefSeq and is a predicted model, not a curated record. Gene Ontology annotation, molecular function: transmembrane transporter activity. Gene Ontology annotation, cellular component: membrane. NCBI's taxonomy places the organism in Eukaryota, Viridiplantae, Streptophyta, Magnoliopsida, Brassicales, Brassicaceae.